Sesamum indicum (sesame) is the source of this 1238-nucleotide messenger RNA. RefSeq names its product ubiquitin C-terminal hydrolase 3 (gene UCH3). NCBI's taxonomy places the organism in Eukaryota, Viridiplantae, Streptophyta, Magnoliopsida, Lamiales, Pedaliaceae. Gene Ontology annotation, cellular component: cytoplasm. Gene Ontology annotation, biological process: ubiquitin-dependent protein catabolic process; protein deubiquitination. Gene Ontology annotation, molecular function: cysteine-type deubiquitinase activity. The record is from RefSeq and is a predicted model, not a curated record.
GAGAAACUUAUAAAAUUCUCGAUAGACAUCCACCGAAACCUAUAGGAAACAAAACCUGAAAAAGAGAAGAAAAUGGCGGACAGCGCUUCUGCUAAGAGAUGGCUUCCUCUUGAAGCUAACCCUGAUGUUAUGAACCAGUUUCUUUGGGGACUUGGUGUUGCACCGGAUGAGGCAGAGUGCUUUGAUGUUUAUGGGCUUGAUGAGGAGCUCUUGGAAAUGGUUCCAAAGCCGGUACUGGCUGUGUUAUUUCUUUACCCCAUAACAGCAAAGAGUGAAGAAGAGAGGAUUUUACAAGAUAAUGCAUUAAAGGAGCCUAGUGGUGGAGUUUACUUUAUGAAGCAAACUGUGGGAAAUGCCUGUGGAACCAUUGGGCUUCUUCAUGCUGUUGGAAAUAUCACUUCCGAAAUAAAACUUGCUGAGGGGUCGUACCUGGACAAUUUCUUCAAAUCCACUGCAAAGAUGGAUCCCUCGGAGCGCGCCGCAUUCCUCGAAAAUGAUAGAGAAAUGGAAGUUGCUCAUUCAGUUGCAGCAACUGCUGGUGAUACUGAGGCAUCAGCUGAUGUAGACACACAUUUCAUCUGCUUUACAUGUGUGAAUGGGCAACUGUAUGAGCUUGACGGAAGGAAGGCAGGACCAAUUUCACACGGUGCAUCUUCCCCAAGCACCUUAUUACAGGAUGCUGCUAAAGUUAUUCAAAAGUUUAUCGCGAAAAAUCCUGAUUCAAUCAACUUCAACGUCAUUGCUAUCUCAAAGAAGCAAUGAGAUUUGACUGAUGCAAGAAUCGCAACGUAAUGGUUCGGAUGCACUCCCCGAGUAAAUUACAUGGAAGCUGGAGGAUUACAUGCUUGCGACUGAACUUGAGGUCUACCCUGAGCUUUUUGGCUUGAUGUAUUAUGUUCAAACUUACCAACGUCCAACAGGGUCUUAGACACACUCAGUUGAUCUACUUUAUCAUACUUUUGAUCUUGCGUUUUGCUGAAAGUUGGAGGCCUUGAGCUCGUUACGGCACUGUUCCAUUCUAUAUUCCUAAUGUCUGAGUUCCAUCUACAUGAAUUUCCAUGCGUAAAGUGAACGGUGUAAAGAUAAACACGAACAGAAAAAGUAGAUUCCCGUCGGGGAGACAAUAAAUUUGAAAAAUCGUGGAAUUGUAUUCGGAAAAGGACUAGGGAAUGCUCGACAUCAGAACAGUUUACACGUACGGAUUUGGUUAAAGAAGCUGUCAAAUUUCAUUAUAUUCA